GAAACAAGUCUUUGAAGAAUAGUCCUCUCCCUUUUUUGACCCCUCAAAUCCCCAAAUAUUACAAAGUUCGCCUCUUUGUUUUCUCCUUCUUUUUAUGUCUCUCUUGAUUUACGCAUCCAAAUCUAAUAACUCUCUCUCUUUCUUUCUUUCGGUCUCUGCCUUGGAUUCGUGAGAGAGCUUCAAUGGAGUUGGCUUCCUUCGUCGGUAGAGCUCUGUUCGUUUCCGUAUUCCUUCUCUCCGCAUGGCAAGAGUUCAAUGGUUUUGGCGAUGAUGGAGGUCGAGCAGCUAAAUCUUUGAGACCAAAGUUCAAUGCUUUUGUUAGCCACGUGACUACUCAUACUGGCCAGCAAUUGCCACCAGUUGAUAUGAAGAUUCUUGUUGCUGCUGCUAUAGCCUUGAAGGGCAUUGGUGGACUUUUGUUCGUCUUUGGCAGCUCUUUGGGUGCUUAUCUCUUGCUUCUGCAUCAAGCCGUUGCCACCCCGAUUCUGUAUGAUUUCUACAACUACGAUGUUGACAAAAAGGAAUUCAGCCAACUGUUUUCCAAGUUUACUCAGAGCUUGGCACUCCUUGGGGCACUACUCUUCUUCAUUGGAAUGAAGAAUUCGAGGAGACAUGGUAGGCAACUCCGGAAGAAGGCUCCGAAAGCUAAAGCAAACUGAUGAUUAAAAGGAUGUUUUUCGUCGGUUUGUUCAAGCUUGCGUCUGUAUUUUUAUUUUUACUUUUCUUUUGGAAACCAUGAGGAGAGGCAAAAUUUUUGCUUAUUUCCUUGAGCUUAUUGAGACACUUUUUGUAGAGACUUUUUGGUUCUCUAGAGAAAAUACCAUUUCAAUUUCGGAUUUUA
Molecule: messenger RNA, 841 nt
Organism: Brassica napus (rape)
Lineage: Eukaryota; Viridiplantae; Streptophyta; Magnoliopsida; Brassicales; Brassicaceae
Exons: 5
Coding region: 183-659 (158 amino acids)
Source: RefSeq, a predicted model, not a curated record